AUGGAUCGCACGAUGAAGUUCACCCUGGCGGUGGUGGCGCUCCUCCUCUGCACAUGUUCAGCUCGAACAUUGAAGCAGGGCGACGAGGAGGCCCCCCCUCCCGGAGCCGCGUUUGCACGUCUCGUCUGGGUGGCGACCGGCAUUCCGUCCUGCCGUCUGGACCCCAAGUUCUUCAGCAUCGACCUCGACAAGUGUCAGGGUCUCAGUGAGCUGGCUGAGAAGGUGGCCAAGAACCAGACGGUGGACGAGGUGGUGUGCGAGCCCGAGUGCGCCAACGAGUACAAGAAGCUGAACAGCCAGUGCGCACGCGACCUGUUCGACACCUUCUCCCGCGACACGGUGGACUUUGCCAACGCCACCCUCCUGUACUGGGGCGCCUGCGCCGCCCAGAGCGUGGCCACCUCCCUGGGCUACCCCCCCGAGCCCACCUCGGUGCUCACCCCCGAGAAGCAGGCCGCGGUCGAGAAGCUGCUGGGCCUCAAGUCCGCUCCCGUCCCGGCACCCGCCCCCGAGCCCGCCAAGACUGCCGACAUGACGGCCGAGCAGGCCCUGGAGGCAGCACAGGCCGCCCUCACAGCCGCAGCCGCAGCCGUCAGCUCCGCCUCGGCGGCGACCACCGCCGUGGAAGCCGUCAGGGCCGCCAACGGCCCGUGA
Auxenochlorella protothecoides is the source of this 654-nucleotide messenger RNA. RefSeq lists its product as hypothetical. The record is from RefSeq and is a predicted model, not a curated record. The coding region runs from base 1 to 654 and encodes 217 amino acids. The transcript is spliced from 3 exons. Lineage: Eukaryota; Viridiplantae; Chlorophyta; Trebouxiophyceae; Chlorellales; Chlorellaceae.